Messenger RNA from Drosophila eugracilis, 1407 nucleotides. It is a transcript of the gene Spt3, whose product is annotated as transcription initiation protein SPT3 homolog. Gene Ontology annotation, biological process: transcription by RNA polymerase II. Gene Ontology annotation, molecular function: transcription coactivator activity; protein heterodimerization activity. The record is from RefSeq and is a predicted model, not a curated record. The transcript has a single exon. Lineage: Eukaryota; Metazoa; Arthropoda; Insecta; Diptera; Drosophilidae. Bases 68 to 1225 code for a protein of 385 amino acids.
CCGGACUUUGUGUAUUCUCUAAUCGUCAGCUGUUGCAAUUGAAGUGGCGACUUUGUUUAUAAAUAAAAUGAAUUAUAAUGCCAAACGAGUGAUGCGCCAGAAUUCGGUUUGCAUCGGAUCAAACGACCUGGCAUCGUCGCCUAUAAUGAUAGGACCUGCCCCACCCUCGGCGCCCAGCACCCCACAACUGCAAACCACCGAGGACAUCAAGCCGCUUCAUGUGCAGCAGCGUCAAGUGAUCCUUCUGCAGAGUACGAGCAUUCCGCCGAUUCCAUCUCCACAGCAGGUGACUUUAGCGGGACAAAAUUCAUCCGGGGGCGCUUGUAGUAGCAACGUUGCCAACGUCCAGAUAGCAGACGAUGCACCUGUUUCACUUCUUACGGAGAUUGCGGACAUAAUGCGAAGUUUUGGAGACAGCGAUCAGCCGAGGACAGCAAGCGUCAAGCUAGUGGAGCAAAUAUUGCAGCAGCAACUGCGAGGCAUCUUCAAUGAGGCAUCCUUAGUGGCCAUGCGCCGCAAGCAGAAUCCCUGCCCUUCUCAGGCGGACUUUGAAUUCCUCAUGCGCAACCAUCCAGUAAAGAUAGCUCGCAUGCGAAAGCACCUCAAGGAUAUGCUCAUACUAAAGAGGUUCCUCAGCAUUCGCACUGGAAGGCCGCAGGACUUUAUGGACGACCUAGAGCAGAAGGAGGAGGACGAGGAGCUGGCCAUAGACGUGCAUGAGCUGCACGAUGAGGAUCGCAUGCGGCGACUCUUUCGUGCAGAUCGAAUAUCUCAGAUCCUUACGGGCCAGCAGUACCUCGAGUUCAACGAGGCUCGCAAAACUUCCUUUUACUGUCGCCAUGGAGAGAAGAUCAAGAACAAGUUCCGUCGCUUUUUAGACCUGCCCGCUGACUUGCGCAUCCCCACACCCACAAUGAAUAUUCUGGCCUAUUUGGCACACGAGACAAUAGCCGCCAUUGUUGACUAUUCGAUUCUGACGCGUUUGAAUUCGAGCAACCGAGUGACCGAGCCUUACAGUCGAGUGACCUCUGCCGGCGGCAGUCCGGCCAUGAUGCACGUCUGCCCCGAGGUUACACAGGGUCGAGGAAUGGAGGUGGUCAAGCCCAUCAGUGUCCCGGAGAUCCACGAGGCCAUGCGCCGAUUCCGGCAAAUGAGCAACCGGAAGAUUGGGCGAUACCGGAACUCUUGCGACAUCGAUUUCCGACGCAGUUUUCUAGCGAUUUAAGUUAAAAAUGUUUAUUAUUGCCCUGGCUGAAUAUUACUUUUGGCAAUUUUCGAUAAUAGUUUACUUAGUUAUACUUAGUUACACAAGGGGCUUCAAAUUUGUUCCCAUAUUACUUCGCUUAAAUAUUGAUUUUAUAAAUCCGAACUAUUUUUAAUUUCUCUGAAAUCUUCAUUGCAAUAUAU